Molecule: messenger RNA, 1695 nt
Organism: Pochonia chlamydosporia 170
Lineage: Eukaryota; Fungi; Ascomycota; Sordariomycetes; Hypocreales; Clavicipitaceae
Exons: 1
Coding region: 1-1695 (564 amino acids)
Source: RefSeq, a predicted model, not a curated record
AUGACGAUCAAGGCUAUCCUCGGUGCCCGUUCAUGGGGUUGCGUUGCAUUGUUCCUCGGACUCACUGUAACGCCAACUGCUGCCGUGCCCAAGACAACCGUUGUCAAUCCUCCCAGUACAUUCUUCUCGACGAGCCUUCUUGCUUACUCUUCGACCCUGAAUGUCGAUCAGAGUGACGGAGAUCUAUGGCCAACAACAUGGGCAGACGAUGAUCAGCUCUACACGGCCAAUGGUGACGGUCGUGGGUUCUCCAGCAACCCUGACGACUUUGCCGAUAUCGUCGUGAAUCGUAUAUCUGGACAUCCUGACACGGGUAUCUCCGGCGUAAGGCUGGCUGCAGGAGCGGCAGUAGGCCCUGUUUGGACUCAGGGCACGUAUAACCGAAAGCCAACGGGCAUCAUCGCCGUUGAUGGUGAUGGCGACGGAAAAGAUGAGCUCUACCUCGUUGUGCAGGACCUGAAUUCCGGGCAAAAUGGCCUGGCAUUCAAUGAUGUUCCCGCCGCAAGUAUUGCCCGAUCGACCGACUACGGCGUAACAUGGACGGCUACCAAAACUCCCAUGUUUACGAACCACACCUUCACAACCGUCUUCUUCCUCGACUUUGGCAAGAGCAAUUCGCGGGCCUCUGUCCUUGGAGCAAAUGGAGCCAAGUACGUGUAUGCUUAUGGUUUGGAUCGCAACUGGCGCGACUCUGUUAUUGGAUCUGUCGCAGAUCCGCAGGACGUCUAUCUCUCUCGAGCGCCCAUCUCUGCAAUUCAAGACAUCACGAAAUGGGAAUUCUUCAGCGGCACUGCUUCCAAACCUAAAUGGAGCAAGAGCAUGGCCGACCGAAAACCCGUCCUCCACGACACGACCCGUGUAUACCCCGGCGGUCAGACGACGGACGGAUUCUCAGUCAUCUCGCAGGGCAGUGUGGUGUACAACGCUCCUCUAAACAGAUACAUAUACACCAGUUGGACAGACUACACGUUCAACUUUUACGAAGCUCCUCAGCCCUGGGGGCCAUUCACACUUUUCGAAUGGAAAGACUUUGGCGUGACGCCAUGGUUUGGAAUGAACACGACGAACCCCAAGAACGGGGGCUACGCAACCACCAUUCCGUCCAAGUUCAUUUCAGCAGACGGCACUCGAAUGUGGGUUCAGUCGAACUGGUUCGUUGGCGCAGCACAAGGCAGCGACUGGAAUUAUGUCUUUUCGCUACGACAACUUGGUGUGGCCAAGUACAAGCCAAGCACCGCGUCAAACAAAGCUUGCAAGAAUAACCUGGCCCUCUCUAAAGGAACUGUCCCGAUCUGCAAGGCUGCUCAUUACGGCAAUCUCGACUAUCUUAAUGAUAAAUCUAGAGUCAGUGAAGACAGCUGGGAUGGGUCGCAGAAGGACCUGGACCGAUGGGGAUACACCUGGCCCGUCAAGUAUAACAUGAACAGGGUUGUUUACACGACUGGCAAUUCGUUCCCGGAUGGGGGCUGGUUCUCAGGGAAUCUGAAGGUUCAAGUUCGCCAAAACUUCAAAUGGGUGGACGCGACGGGGUUGAAGGCUAGUCCUGCGUAUCCGAAUAACAACUCUGCUGUGCCGAACAAGGUGUUUACUUUUACGUUUGACAAGAUUGCUGGUGAUGGUGUGCAGAUUAUUGGGACGCCUGGUGGUUCAGCUACUUUUACUUCUAUUGGCGAGUUGGAGGUUUACUUUAGUUAG